CGUUGCAGUUCGUAAUAUCGAUAGUGAUGGAAAUUGAUAUUUGAAAAUUGUGAAGAGUUUGGCGUCUGUUUCCAGAUACCAAUUUCAGACAAAUCUCUUACUGAGUGCUGGAACAUGAUGAAAAUCAGUGUAAAAGUUCCGGAUAGCAGUACCCUGCUACCGGUGGAGGUUGCUCCAGAUGCAACUCUUCAAUCCCUUAAACAAGCUAUUUCUGAAACCAGUGGCAUACCAGCUGCUAAUCAGAGGAUAAUUUUCAGGGGUGUCGCAAUAUUUGAUGACUUUCCACUUUCUGUGUAUGGAAUAAAGGAUGAAGCAAAAGUAGCUGUUGUGAAGGCGAGGGAGGGUGAGGCAGACUGCACUGUCCUAAAGGAUGCAAUGUACAGAUAUUUGCGGCAGUAUUAUAAUGAAAGUGACUCUUCUAAAAUUACUAGAGAAUUCAUGAUAUAUUUCUACAAAUCUAUUUUAAAUCUCAGUUUAGAUGAUUUAGAAAAGCUUUGUGCCUCAUUUCUUCGAGAUGAAGCAAAAUUGGGCAGCUGAAUAAUUUUAGUCUUUAAUUUGGUAUAUAUUUACUUUAUACAGAAUAUGUACUUUCAUGUUUCUUCAGAUUUUGAGAGCUGAUUUGUGUAAAUUGGCAAUUGAAUAAAGUCUCUUAUGUAAA
Molecule: messenger RNA, 658 nt
Organism: Schistocerca piceifrons (Central American locust)
Lineage: Eukaryota; Metazoa; Arthropoda; Insecta; Orthoptera; Acrididae
Product: ubiquitin domain-containing protein DSK2
Exons: 3
Coding region: 115-537 (140 amino acids)
Biological process (GO): post-translational protein targeting to endoplasmic reticulum membrane
Molecular function (GO): protein binding
Source: RefSeq, a predicted model, not a curated record